AGACUAGCCAAGCAUUCAAGCUAGUAUGAUUUUCAUUUUUGUUUAAUUUAAUUAAAAACUUGGAAGAAGAAAAAAAUUUGCUUUUAAAAUAAAUUAUGUUAUAAAUUGAUAUGAAUUCAAAUAUACAUUCUUGAAGCACAGCAUUUGAAGCGUCUUCAAAGACAAUGAUAUCUAAACCAUCAUUUAUAGUGCUUGCUCUGUUUCAAGGAAAAGGCAAAUUGAAAUAUGAAGUUGGACUUGCUUUUAUAGAUUUAUACUACCCACAUAUAAUGCUGUACCAAAUUAGUGAUGAUUACGUUUAUUCAAAUACAUUAGCAAAAAUAAAUUUACUUUAUCCUCAAGAAAUCAUAUUUCCCGCAAACAUGAUUAAAAAUUUUCAUAAGAAAGUAUGUUUGCAUCAAAUCAUAAAAAGUCAAUUCAAAAAUAUAAAUAUUACUGCAGUUCCAGCUAUACAUUUCAGUGCCUUAGUCGGAUGGGAUUUAAUUCAAGCUUAUUGUACAAAUAAUGCUUAUUCAAUUCAACAAGUAUUGAAAAAAAAGUUUUAUGCAUUGUCUGCGGUAUCUGCAUUAAUAAAGUACAUAGUUUCUAUACAAAAUAUAAUUUAUGCUCCGAAUACUGUUAAAAUUGAAUUUCGGAACAAUUACAACUUUGCAGUGAUACACCUUGAAGCUGUGCAAUCCCUAGAAAUUUUAUGUUCGCUCAACAAAGCUUUACCUAAAUUUAGUUUAUUUGAUGUUAUGAAUAAAUGCGUUACACCAUUAGGAAAAAAAUUUUUGCGUGCAAACCUACUUCAACCGUUAUACAAUAUUCAAAAGAUUGAAGACAGACUAAUGUGUGUAACUGAACUUAUUGCAGAUCACACGUUACUUUCUAAGUUACAGCGUAUCUUGAGGAAAUUCAAAUACGUGGAAUAUAUAAUUAAUGUUUGUCCUGGAAUAAAUGAUUAUGAAAUUAGUCAACAAGCUGAAAAAAAUUUGAACUACCUUCUGUACUUAAAACAUUCAUUAGAAAUAUUACCAGAAUUAAACAUUGUACUUAGUCUGACUUCAUGCUCCACUUUGCAAACAAUAAAAUCAAAAAUUUCUAAAGAUAGCUACGCCUGCAUUCAAAAUCUUAUUUCUGAACUUAUUCAUAAAGAUGCAUGCUGUAAUCACGGUUUUACCUCGUCGAACCUACAGAGAUGCUUUGCAAUAAAGCCAAAAAUAAAUGAUCUAUUAGAUAUUGUCAGGCAAGCUUAUUGUGAAUUGAUAGAUACCAUCAUUCAAUAUGUACAUAAAUUAUCCAACGACUAUUCAUUAUGCUUCACUUUAAAUUGCAACAAUAAUCUAGGUUAUUAUAUGGACUUAAACACGCAACAUAAUUCAUCACUUCAAAAAUAUGAUUUACCCAAAGAUAUUAUUCUAAUUAAAAAACAACAAUACAAUUUAUUAUUAACUACUGAACAAUUGCUUAUUUAUAGCAAUAAAUGCAAAGAAAUUUGUGAAGAAAUUCAUAUAAUAAGUAAUGUACUAAUUGUAAAUUUACUUGGAAAUUUAAACGUAUACAUUACAUUUCUUUUUGAACUAUCUACUUGCAUAAGUAAACUAGAUUUUUUGGCAUCACUUGCAUUAAUUAGCAGUAAAUCAGGUUUUGUUUGUCCUCGAUUUAGUCAUAAACUAUGCCUCAUCGAUUCUUAUCAUCCGAUCCAAUUAUUAACAAACUCUGAAAAUUGUGUUUAUAAUAACGUUAUUGCAUCAGUCCCGUACAAUUUCCACAUCAUAACUGGACCGAAUCUAAGUGGGAAAACAUUAUAUUUAAAGCAAAUAAUUCUACUCAGUAUUCUUGCACAAAUUGGAUGUUACGUACCAGCAAAGAAUGCAGAGUUUCGAUUGUCGGAUAGAUUAUUAUUUCAUUCAUGCUAUUACAGCAAUAUGGGAACUAACGAAUCAUCAUUUGAAAAGGAAAUGCGCGGCCUAAAGUUAAUCAUAGAUUCUCUCACGCACAAUGCAUUAAUAGGACUUGAUGAACCUUGCGUAAGUACUAACUUUCAAGAAGGAACAAGUCUUGCUGUAUCAAUUUGCGUCAAAAUACUAAGCACAAAAGCAUUUGGAUUUUGUUCGACACAUCAUUAUUAUCUGACUAAAAUCUCAGAAAGCUUCCUGAAUGUCACUAAUUUACAUUUUGAUUGCCACCCAAAAAUCUCGACAAGUAUCAAUUUAAUAUAUACGCAUAAAUUAAAAAUUGGGGCUUCUAACGUCGAAUAUUAUGGAAUCGCAGCCGCUAGAAUGUCAUCCCUUCCAAAAUCUUUAAUAAGUGGAGCAGAAGCAAUAGCAAAGAAAAUUAGUAUAAAGGUUCCAAUAAAAUUAAACUUAACGGAAUCAAAAAUGUUAAAUAAAAAAUAUUAUACUUUCAUCGCAAAGAUUUAUAACCUGAUAAAAAUCAUAACAUGAGGCCGUUUCUUAAACACACCGAGCAAGUUUUGAGAAAAUACGAAAAUAUAUCAUCAAAGAAAUUUCUAUUACAGAUACUUAUUUGUCUUAUUUCCAUAAAUAGCGUGAUAAUGGGAAAUUGGAAACAAAAUCAUAGAUUUUCGAAGAAUAUAAAGUCUGUUAACGAUUAUGCGAAAAUAGCUAAAACAAGACUAUUGUUAAAAACUCGUGGAGAUAAAAAUAUAAAUGUUGUAUUUAGCGAUCAAUUAGAAAACAUGAAAACUGUUAAAUAUAAUGCAAAAUGUUAUAGUAAAAUUUUUAAUGUAAUGGACUUCUAUCGACAAUUACUGGAAAAAAAUUUAAGUUUAUCACAUAGUGAUAUUUGUAACAAAUAAAAUAUAAUUUUUCCCA
Molecule: messenger RNA, 2819 nt
Organism: Nasonia vitripennis (jewel wasp)
Lineage: Eukaryota; Metazoa; Arthropoda; Insecta; Hymenoptera; Pteromalidae
Gene: Msh4
Product: mutS homolog 4
Biological process (GO): reciprocal meiotic recombination; mismatch repair
Cellular component (GO): nucleus
Molecular function (GO): ATP-dependent DNA damage sensor activity; ATP binding; mismatched DNA binding
Source: RefSeq, marked validated